Molecule: messenger RNA, 2391 nt
Organism: Elaeis guineensis (African oil palm)
Lineage: Eukaryota; Viridiplantae; Streptophyta; Magnoliopsida; Arecales; Arecaceae
Source: RefSeq, a predicted model, not a curated record
UCCCCUCUCCCUCCCUUCCACACAAGCAAGGAAAGGAAUUGCAGAGAGAGAGCCUCUCCUCCUCUUGCAGUCUCCUCUCCUUUAAAUCCCUCUAUCUUCUGUCCUCUUUCAUUCUCUUAUGUUUGUAUCCAUCUUUUUCAGAUCGAGAAUGAUUCCAAUAUUCCUUCUGCUGAAUAUUUUCUACUCAGAAUUUGGCUUCCUUCAACUUGGUUCAACUCUAGGCGUCAAUUAUGGUCAGGUAGCCAACAAUCUACCAUCACCAGAGCAAGUGGUUACCCUCUUGACUUCCCUCGGGAUCACCAAGAUAAGGAUCUACGACGCCAACCCACAAGUUCUGACCGCAUUUGCGAACUCUGGAAUCGAUCUCGUUGUGACAGUACCAAAUGAAGUAGUUCCCCAGAUUAGUGAUCCCCAACAAGCCCUACGGUGGGUCAUGACCAACAUCAAGCCUUACUUCCCUGCCACAAGAAUCUCCGGGAUAGCCGUAGGCAAUGAGGUUUUCACAAGCAACGACACGGCCCUCACGUCAAGCCUCGUCCCUGCGAUGGUUGGCAUCCAUGCAGCCCUCGUCCAGCUCGGUCUCGACUCCUACGUUCAUAUUUCGACUGCAAACUCGCUAGCCGUGCUCGAGAACUCCUACCCUCCCUCAUUCGGGUCGUUCCAGCCAGAACUUGCCAACCUACUGUUGCCAUUCCUUCAAUUCUUGGCGGAGACCAAUUCACCAUUUUGGAUCAAUGCAUACCCAUACUUCGCCUACAAGGAUGACCCAAAUGGGGUUUCACUAGACUACGUUUUGCUCAACCCUAACCAAGGGAUGGUGGACCCUUACACAAAGCUACGGUAUGACAACAUGCUCUAUGCCCAAGUUGAUGCGGUGAUCUUCGCCAUUGCUCGGAUGGGUUAUGGUAACGUGGAGGUUAGGGUGUCGGAGACGGGGUGGCCUUCCAAGGGGGACCUGGAUGAGACUGGUGCCAGUGUUGAGAAUGCUAGGGCUUACAAUAAGAACUUGUUGAUGAGGCAAAUGAGGAACCAGGGGACUCCAAUCAGGCCCACCCAAAGAUUGGAGGUCUACUUGUUUGCAUUGUUUAACGAGGACAUGAAGCCCGGGCCGACGUCGGAGAGGAACUAUGGGCUGUACCAGCCGGAUCUGACCAUGGCCUACAACGUAGGGCUUGGUACGCUGACGUCUACUGCGUCCGUUACCCUCGUUUCAUCUGCUACUCGGGAGACGGGGAAGGAACCUGGCAGCUCGCGGAAAAUGGGCAGGCCAUGAACCCAUUCUUUUCCGAAUUCUUUGCCCUGUGAAGCACCUGGGAAAUUUCCAAGGCCAAAGAGAGACGUACCAAUUCAGGUAGGGACCCUUAUCCUAUCGCCUUAUCUAAUUGGGAGCCUGCUAUACCCCAAACUACCCGGAGGGAACACCUUAAGAUUCCUUGCAUGCCCUCAUAUAACAACCAUUCACUACGAAGGGCAAGGAAGGGUUGAUGGGCAAAUUGACAAAGAGGCAAAUGAAUGGGGUUAUAUUCGUUUUAUGGAUUAAGAAUUUGUGACACUUCGUUUGGUCUCGCAGGAAAAGCAAUAAAAAGUGGAGGCCGCUUUGCAACGUGGAACGCACUGCGGGCUGUGUAAAUUUAGAUUGGAUUCCAACUUUUUCUUCCUUCAGCUGGUUGUCGUUGAAGCCUUGUAGCAUAAUCUAAUCAAGGAUAUAAAAUGGAGGGAAAGAUGGGAGAAAUUUAUAUUUAAAUGAGAAAAGCAUGGACAAGGUUGCGUUGGGUGUGCUUUCUGCGGCCUAACUUUAUUCCCUGAACAAAGCCGUCGGCCUUGGAUCAAAUGCCAUGUGACCAUGGGAUCCCCCUUUGUAUGAUGGAUGAAAUGACCUGGUAGUCCCUCACCUGUAGUUGAAUGUCCAGAACACUAAUUCAUGUCUUAGUUGUGGGCGUAAUUUUACUUGAUGUUCCGCACUUUGGCUUCGUCGGCACAUGUUGAUAGAUUACUCGCCAAGUAUUGGUGCAAAUGCUUGAAGCAUAGAGGAAGAGCAACAAGAAAUGUGGCAAUGUGCCUUCCAAGAUGUUUUGGUUUCGAGUAAAACAAAGAUUUGUGACCAGUUCCUCUGUUUUACCGAUAGAUAUUAGUAUUGCCCACAAAGGAAAAGGUAAUUGACACCCAAGCAGUCAGCACUCGGCCUUCAGGAAGAAGUAUAUUAAGACUCUGGAAUAUCAUACACCCAAUUAAGAGCAAUGGGUUAUGGCAUUGCAUUUGUAAGACAUAAAACAGGGACUCCAGCUAUGUAGCGUAUCGUUUUGAACCUUUUUCUUUCUAUUUUUCCAGCCUGUUAGCUCUUCUUGAUGUACCCCAAAAAAAAGGAUAAAACAACUAAGAGCAAUAAAGCAA